UCCACAAGUUAUCUCGACAGUUGGAAGUGACGGUUCGUAUUGCUCUAUUUAGUCUCUCUUUCCCGUUGAUUUUCACCGUGUUUCAAUCGUCAAUCUAUUGCAAUGAUCGUCUCAUGUCGCCAUGGACCCGGAAGAUGAUGGCUUGGUCCCCUUCGGAGCCAACCCGUUUGAUCCGCAUUUUGCAUCCAACAGUCCAUUUUCUUUUGGCGCUCAUUCGAUAACAUCCCCACAACAUGAUCCUCCGAAUUUCUAUACGAAGCCUUGGGCUCCUUAUGGCUUCCCUCCUCCUGCGGGCCUCCCUCCUCAUCGAUUCCCUCCUCCCCCUCCUCCCCCUCCUCCUCAAGGCUUCAUGUCCCCUCCGGGGGGUUUCUCAACCCCUGACCUCCAGUCAUAUACCGGGCCGCCAUAUCCUCCCUAUUACGCACACAACUACGGAAACGUCGAUGCCUUCACAUCCGUACCGGAUGGCUACUUCAGGUCAAGUCCGGCGUUGUAUCCGUAUCCGAGACCGACAAGAGCGCCAUCCCCGCCUCUAGAACCACCACGGUCCCCGUCCCUCCCACGAGCACCACCGACAGUGCGUUUUGCCUCUCCUCCAGAAUAUCCGCAAUUGCGUGGGUUCCCUAGGCCGUUGUCAUUGUCGCCGCCCCCGCCCCCCCGGCCGCGUGAUCGUUCGAGAAGCUCGCCCUUAUUCCGCCGAGAGAGAUCACUCGAGCGCUCGUCACGAAGUCGAAGUACCUCACUGCCGUCUACGCUCACCUCGGAUGAAUGGGAGGAGUACCCAGGGAGUACUCCUGCAAAAUCGCAAGCGCAGUCGCGGAACGAAUCCAGGCCAUCAUGGCUCUCAUCAACGUCGUUGAUCACGCCCUCAGUCCCACGGCCGGUGCCAGCGCGCCAGCCUCCUUCAUACCCAAUUGCACACCCCGUUCCGCCUUCCCGGGUGAGCAGCUUUCCACUGCCCCAGGUAGCCGGGUUUCAGCGACCGCAACGAGCGGAUCUUGAUUGGCAUCAGUUUAACCGGGUGGUUCCUUUGUCUGGUGGCCGGAAUGGCCGGAAAUCAAAGGGCGCGAAAAAGUCGGACGGAAAUGGCUCGCCAACAUGGAGAAAAGACAAGUUCCCGAAGCAUCGGAAUUUAGUGUGGAACCCGACAAGCUCGUACGGCCACCCUGGCCAAUGGCCGGAUACGGAGAGCACAACUCGUGAAGGACGGAAUCAAGCGCUCUACGUCCUGGAGUCCAAGUGCUACACCGAUCAUAAUGGUGACCAAACCACUGAUUUGACGUGUGCUGCAACUGGCCCAGAGCUCGGAGAAAUGGGUGACGAGAUCCAGUUUCAGUGGCUACACCUUCAGCGACAGACGAUGAGUCUCGACGAAAUGCAGGUAUGUGAUUAUACUGUGGGAAAUUAUUAUCAGGGGGCUGAUAUUUCUCCUAGCGCUUCGUUCAAGGAGCUCGAGGACUCACCAGGACCAUGAAGGCGCUAGGAACCUCAAUUCUCGACGAAAUUAAUAGAGUCUACGUGAAGCAGUCGACGCAUGGACGAUAUGUGGAACCAGGAACAGUGCUGAGACAUGUCGGUCAAAACCAAGGUCCAAACAGCCCUGCGGUUGUCUUUGCGUCAUUUCCAUACUUUGCAAUAUCAGAUCGGCCUAUGGCCGCUCCAUCUGCCUAUCCAGAUGUCU
This is a messenger RNA of Eremomyces bilateralis CBS 781.70, 1681 nucleotides long. RefSeq lists its product as uncharacterized. The coding region runs from base 122 to 1474 and encodes 450 amino acids. NCBI's taxonomy places the organism in Eukaryota, Fungi, Ascomycota, Dothideomycetes, Eremomycetales, Eremomycetaceae. The transcript has 2 exons. The record is from RefSeq and is a predicted model, not a curated record.